AUGGGCUCGAUCAGAUGGAUUAAAACUGACCUGAUCUCUUACGGAAUCCUCCCUCCGUACCUGUGGGACACAUUUGAAACGAAUGCAAGCGCAGCUUCAACAACAUCUUCAUUUACGGUCUAUUUGACGGCAGUCAACUCUGAAAACCAAUUUCUAUCCUGGAUGCCAAUACAUUCGGAAGACUUCCAGUACAAUGCUACUACUGGAGAACGACAUUUCUCGCUACACUACGAUUGCGUUCCGCGGGCUGAUCUUGUAUUUAUCCGGUUUGAUAAUCAACCAGAAGACGCGUGGGCCAUUGAUGAAAUUUUUGUGGACACAAAUUACAGUCUGGGACCACUAGAGCUUGAGCAAAAAUGGCAUUUUGAACAUCCUAUCUUGAUACCUUGCGCUUCAUGGUUGGACAGGCCAUCGAUGUAUCAAAUUGGUCCCAGGAAUGGGCUGUUCAUCAGAUAUGAUUAUCACCACAAU
Messenger RNA from Ostertagia ostertagi, 471 nucleotides. The record is from the annotation of a GenBank genome assembly. NCBI's taxonomy places the organism in Eukaryota, Metazoa, Nematoda, Chromadorea, Rhabditida, Trichostrongylidae.